CGUAUCUAAAAAUGCCACACACAAAGCGCACAUCGGAGAAAAAACCCAAUCCAGAGGAUAUGCCAGAGUCUAUCAUAUAUCAGCAUCCCCAAAUGGACGAGGAAUUCAUACACGGCCAAUCAACGGUCGAUGAUGUGCUGCAGUUUAUGGAAGCCAUUGCCGAUGCCAACAAAGCGGAUGCCGCCACUUCCAAGGAGAAAAAAAACUAUAGUGAAAAACUGACAGAUGAAAACUAUGUGGUCACAAGUCGUUCGUUUUAUGGCAGCAGCUAUAAGCGCAGCAGAUCAAAGACCAAAGUCACGGCCAACACCAAUCAGUUUACGUUUAUGCGUCAAGUCGAUCUGGAUCUAAAGAGCCGCCAGCUGGCGCGUAUCGAACGGGAGCGUGUGGCCGACAAUUUUCGACGUUUGGGUAAUCAUGAGUAUCGCAAGGAGAACUACGAAAUGGCCAUUCAGCAGUACACCAGAGGUCUUGCCACCAUCAAUGAUACCCCUGUGCUCUAUGUGAAUCGUGCGCUGUGCUACAUCAAACGUCGUGAGUUUAAGCGUGCCAUCAUGGAUUGUGAUUAUAUUUUAACCUAUUUGGAUCCGAAAUAUCUGCGUGCCUGGCUGUACAAGGCAGCCGCCCAUAAGCGCUUGAACGAUGAGAGUCAUUACCAAUUGAGUGUCUAUAUGGCCAGGCGUUCGAAUCACAACGAAGAUGAAUUUAUUAACAACUUUUUGGACAAGAUGCGAUCGCACCUUUGAGCGAGAGAGCAUCA
Molecule: messenger RNA, 760 nt
Organism: Drosophila subobscura
Lineage: Eukaryota; Metazoa; Arthropoda; Insecta; Diptera; Drosophilidae
Product: tetratricopeptide repeat protein 12
Exons: 3
Coding region: 12-746 (244 amino acids)
Molecular function (GO): protein binding
Source: RefSeq, a predicted model, not a curated record